AUGAUGGAUGCUAUUUAUUUUGGUGAUAAAAUUAAUGAAUGCAAAGAAAAGCUUAGAUCUGCAUUGAUUUAGAGCGGCCAGUUUUAUGAUUUGCUUUGUGGAGAUUUUAUUUCUUUAAAAUUUAUUCAAGAUUUAUCUACCCCAUUGUUAGAAUUAAAGGAAGAAAUUGAGUCAAACUUUAUAGAACUUUUAAAAAUAAACCCUAAUGACUUAGAUCUUUAAUAUUUAGUUUGCAUUUACGUUUAAGUUUUAGAUUUUUAAAAUAGAAGAAUAUCCUAAUUUUAAAAAGAGGCUUUUUAUAAUUUAGAGCUUGCUUAAAAAUAAAAAAACUAUAAGAUAAAUUGUUUGAAAUAAAAUUAUUUCUAUGGAAAAAAUUGCGUUGUUUUUUCUUCUCUAUUAAAAAACACAUUUUCUAUUAAUUUGGUUUCAAACUCUUUUUUUAAAAUUUUUGGCAUUAAACCUGAUAUGGUGGUAGGAAAGUAACUAAAUAUAUUAAUUCCUAAGGCAAUAAAGAAAGAUCAUGAUAAAAUGAUAUAAAAUUUUAUUGAUCAAGACUCAAUGAGUAUUAUUGGAAAAGGGGAAAGAAAUACCUUUGCAUUAGAUUAUAAUGGAUUCGUUUUUCCUAUUUCAUUAAGAAUCAAAAUAGAAAUGCUAACUGAAGAUGUUGGAGUUUGCGCAUUAAUAAAAAAAAUAAAUAAUUAAAAAGACUAUAUUCUAUUUGAUGAAAAGGGAAAUAUUACAGAUUAUUCUAAAAAAAUUUACUGUGAAUUAUUUUAAACUACAGAAAAGAAAAUUGAUGAUAACCAAAAUAUCUUUAAUAUGAUUUUGAAUCUACAAGAAAUAAUACAGAAAAAGUAAAUGUAUACUCAAUUUUGCAGCGUUUUGAUUUCUGUAAAGUAAGAUAAAAAGUUUAAAUCUUAAAAAAUAUAAGAAAAUCUAAUUUUCACUUCUGUUAAUAAUUAAAAUAAUCUUUAUUCCUUUAAUGAUGAUGUGUUUAUUAUAAAAUUUAAAGUUUGUUAAAAAUAAGCAAGAAUUAAUGUCAAUAUGACUUAUCUAGAAAUAGAGAGUUACGAAAAAGAAACAAAUCAAAACAAGAAGAAUAAAAUUAUUGAUGAGUUAAAUAAGCAAUUAAUUUAAAGAGAAAUACAUAGUAAUUUAAAUAAACCUACGAUAAGAAGUAUAAGUACUGGCACUUUCAGUUAAUUAGAACAUCAAAUAUUUGAUGGAAGAAUUUCUUAAAAUUUAGAAAUAAAUAAUAGCUUUCUCUAAAGAAAUUUGCAAGAAGAUUAAAAAUAUUAAAAAGCAAGGAAAUGGAGCAUUUUUAACUUAAAUAGUUAAUCGAUAAAAGGAAAUGAAUUAAAUCAAGCUCUUAAUUAAGAAUAAAAAGAUGAAUACCUUACAAAAUCCUUUUCAGAAUUACCUAGUACAUACAGAUAUUAUAGAAUGCAAGAGUUUUAUGAGAAUCAUGCUGAUAGCAUUGAUUAAUUAAAUUAAAAUGGUGGUAUCUAUGAUAUUACAUCAUAUAGAAGUAGUAAUAUAAACGAGAAUAAAUAAAUAGGAAUUCAUAAAAUGCUUUCAAAUUUAAAUAAUAGCAACAAUAAUACCAUUAAUUUUUACACAACGAUAGACCAUAGUUUAUCACAUCACAGACAAAAAUAAUAUCUACUUGCAAAUGAUUAAUUUGAUUCUAACUAAAUAAUCACAGCUAACUCAAAGUUAUUUAUUGAUCAAGCAAAUAAUCCAUCUGAUUUUUGUAUUAAUUUCUUCCAAAACAAUUAGAAUGUAAUUGAAUAAAAAUAUAAAGAUUUUAAAAUAAAUGAAAAUUCUAAUGGAGACAAUAUUUUAGACAGGAAUUAACUUUAAAAAAUUAUGUCAGAAAGCGAUAAAUCCUUCAGCAUAGAAGAUAAUCUUACAAAUAAAAAUAAAAGAAAAAUGAGAGAUUUUUAAGGAAAAGAAGAGUUAAUACAAGAGCAGUAAAAUGAAAUAGCGAGUGUAAACUCAAGUAAAUAUAGCCAAGAAGAUAGAAUUAAAAAGAAUAUGAUUAGAAGAAUACAAUAAAAAAUAUUUGCGAAGAGUUUGUAUAUUAUGGCUUUUGCUGGUUUUGUAGCUUCUAUUACUUUAAUUAUAGUAACUAUAAUUAUUUACUUGGAAAAUAUAAAUAGCUUAGAUAACUUUAUUGAUUCUUUUUUGAAAAUUGAUGGAACUAUUUUUUGUUUCAUAGAUGUUAUGAAAAUUUUAGCUUUGUCCAACUAUUAAUAUAUGUUAGGCACCACACCAAUCAUUUAAGAUAGUUUAGAUUUGCAAAACUAAGAAAAUGUAUAAGUAUUUUUUUAAAUGAAUUCUGUUAUUUAAGAUUAUAGCAAUAAUUUUUAGCAACUUGUUUUAAAUAAUACUAGUUAAGAGUAGCUGGAUGAGCUCUAAAACAACCCUUUUUUAAUAUAAAUAUAUCCUAUUUACUUUUAUUAUUCUACUGAUGUUUCAAAAUAUUAGAUCACAUCUUACAACCAAAGUUUACAAUAUACAAUCAUGCAAUAUUUCUACUAAAUAAUAUUUUAUGUUUACAAUUACACUGAAUAAUAAGAAAGCUUCAUAUGGGGUAAUAUAGUUUAAUUUUAAUCAAGAAUGAAGAAUCUUCAGUUGAUUGUUGAAAAUUAUGUAUAAACACAAUUUAAGAAUAUGGAAGAGUAGUAAAUGUCAGUUAUUAUACUAGUUGGUAUCCUAAGCUUUUUGGUGGUUUUUUCAAUCAUACCUUUAUAUAUAUAUAUUUAAAUAAAAAGAGAAAAGGUUAUGAAACUAUUUGGUACUUUUUAGCCUCAAAUUCUUGAAUUUUAAAUAUAAUUAAUAGAACUUGCCAUUUUUAAGAUAGAUAGGACAAAGAUGGUAACUGAAUUAGAUAAAAAAAUGCAACCAAGCAAUAAAUCUUCAAAAAUGUUACAAAGUAUUUAUAGAAAAGACUUAAUAGAAUAAGCUGUAGAAUUCCAUAAUAAAGUAAGUCAAAAGAGAAAUAAUAGUUUUAAAUAAAUGGAUUUAUUACCAAAAUAUAUAAAGAGAUUGUAGCAUUCUCGAAACAGAUCUAUGGCAUCAUUUAAUAACUUAACUAAAUUUAAUAUGCCAAUUAUUUUCUUAGGUAUUAUUGCAAUAGUACUCUUAUGCAUUCAGCCUGCAUUAAAUAUUUUUUAAUUCAACCCUUUUCAAACUGAAACAAGGGCUACUUUACAAGAUAGAAUUACACUUAUAGAUGUCUUUACUUUGCUUAUUGAAAAUUAAGCUUCUCACAUUGAAUAAAUUUUAUGCUUAAGUAUUAAUUAUCUCCCUUCUACAACUUACUAUUAUUCUUUUCUUUAGAAUAUCACUGAUUCUAAUUAGCAAAAGAUUUCAUAAUUACAAAAUUUAACAACAAAUUUAGGAAUUUAAAGAUACAAUUAAAAUUUAUUUGAUGAUUUUUAUAAAAAUAUACUAAAUUAAGAUUUAUGUCAAGUCAGACAAAAUUUUCCAUAAUAUUUUAAUUCAAAUUUGACUUAAGCAACAUUUUUUAGUGCAGAUUAUAUCUGA
This is a messenger RNA of Tetrahymena thermophila SB210, 3552 nucleotides long. Its product is annotated as transmembrane protein, putative. The transcript has 4 exons. NCBI's taxonomy places the organism in Eukaryota, Ciliophora, Oligohymenophorea, Hymenostomatida, Tetrahymenidae. The record is from RefSeq and is a predicted model, not a curated record.